This is a messenger RNA of Lucilia cuprina (Australian sheep blowfly), 546 nucleotides long. RefSeq names its product alpha carbonic anhydrase 8. The transcript is spliced from 2 exons. The record is from RefSeq and is a predicted model, not a curated record. The coding region runs from base 64 to 459 and encodes 131 amino acids. NCBI's taxonomy places the organism in Eukaryota, Metazoa, Arthropoda, Insecta, Diptera, Calliphoridae.
GACACAGUCGCCUAAUUGUCUUUAAGCAAGUACAACUCGUCGAAAAACACUAACCACUUCAAAAUGAAAUUCCUCAUUGUUGCUUUGGCUUUUGUUGCCUGCGCCUAUGCUGAUGUCUCCGAAUUGGGUUAUGACUACCAACAACCUGCUGCCCCUGCUCCAGCUCCCGUAGAACCCGAAAGAUCAUACAUCCCACCUGCAGCACCUGCUCCCGCACCAGCUCCAGUUAACACUUAUGUACCACCACCACAACCUCAACCCGCUCCUGCUCCCGUCAACACCUAUGUGCCACCAGCACCAGUUGCCCCUCAUGUAGAAGAGCCCGUUAACGCUUAUAUUCCCCCAGCACCUGUUGCUCCUGAACAACCUCUUGCUCCAGUUGAGGAAAUCGAACAAACCCCUGAAGAUGGUUACCGUUACAAGACUGUCCGCCGUGUUGUCUACAGAAACCGUGCUUAAAAACCAAAAAGACUAAACACCUUAUUAGUAAUUUUUUAGCUCAAAUUGUUAUAGAAAUUUUAAUGUUAAAAUAAAAAAACAAAAAAA